UUGACUGUGUUAGCAUGAAAUCUGUAUGGGCUGAAUACUGUACACAACUAACAACGAAAUCACUGGCAAAAAUAUUGGGUCAGGCAUUCAAUCCGCGUUACAUGAGUAUUGAUCCACCAUUUCUCAAUCAAGACAGUGAUGCUAAACGAUCCUCAUAUGAGAUUCCAUUUUAUGCCGAUAAUGAUGUGGUGUCCGUGGGAGAUUUUCCUGCCUGGGAAACCGAUCAUAUCAAUUACUAUGAAGAAAAGAAGGCCAUUAACGAUAAGAAAGUGAUAAGAGUACGAAAUAUUUUCACACAGAAAAGUACAAAAGAUCCACAGGCAUCAAAAACCCGACCAUGGGAAUGUGCCUCCAAGUUAACAUGGCUGGAUUUGGGUAUUAACUAUUUUCCACGAUACAUACGUUCGGUGGAAUGUAUUUCGAAUUCUUGCUGGUAUGGUCAUUACAAUUGUAAACCAAAAUCGUUUACAAUAAAAGUGUUGCGACGCAAACAUGGUUCCUGUAUACGAGUCAAUGAAAAAUUACUACUCUUAACAUCGGAACAAUUUCCAACCGACUACACCGAAUUAUGGGUGUGGGAAGAGAUAUCAGUUAAUUUUUGUUGUGACUGUGUUACGGCACCGGAUGGAUGA
Molecule: messenger RNA, 632 nt
Organism: Musca vetustissima
Lineage: Eukaryota; Metazoa; Arthropoda; Insecta; Diptera; Muscidae
Product: protein trunk
Exons: 1
Coding region: 15-632 (205 amino acids)
Molecular function (GO): signaling receptor binding
Source: RefSeq, a predicted model, not a curated record